ACUGCGCAUGCGUCGAGGGGGAGGGAGGAGGGCGGUGACGUCACGCCUCCAUGGCCGGCCUCGCCAAGAAGAUCCCGCGUUGGUAUGGCCUGGUCCGCCCAGCCCGUCUCCAUGUCGCUAAGGCCUUUCACCCGCAUAUUAGGCAGAAAACGGUAGCUUCUACUUCUUUAUUACGUAAUGGCCGGAGUUUAGCCACAACCUCAUCCACUGGGAAGAGUGACGGUUUAUCCUCGGUUCGUUUCAACCAGAAUAAGGACCUGGGAUCGAACGAGGACGGGCCGCGGGACCUUCUUGCCAGUUUGCAAAAGCAAAACGACGAACGAACCCCGGAGCUGGAGAGGGUGACUAACUCGUUCUUCGACAUGGGAUUCAAUAAGCCCCAGAUCGCGGAGCUGUUCAGUUUUAAACCGCAGCUCGAAGCCCAGCGGAGGUUGGAGAUAAUUUCAGAAUUAGUGCUCUUGGGUUUGGACCCCGGUCCCGUGUGUAAAAUCCUGAAGAACAGCCCCGGGAUACUAGGCAUGACAGUAAAGCAACUGAAGAAUCAGGCAGGUUACUUACGGAGGCUUGGACUUGAAGCAGGACAUCUACGGCACGUGGCCAACUGCUGCCCUGAUGUUUUCGUCCUGAAACAGCAGCAAAUUGAAGCCGUCGUCUGUGUUUUGAAGAAAAAGUGUCUCUUUACAGUUGAGCAAGUGACAGAAAUUUUGCACACCUGUCCCAGAGUCCUACACGAAGAUCCCAACAGUCUGGAAUACAAAUUCCAGUACGCCUAUUUCAGGAUGGGACUUCAGCAGCCUGAUAUUGUGAAGACCAAAUUAUUGCAGUAUUCAAUAACGAAGAUCAAGCAAAGGCAUAUCUUCUUAGAACGACUGGGUCUUUACCAAACUCCCGAUAAGAAAGGGCAGACCCAGAUCUGUAACCCUACGGUGAUGGCAGUCUUGAGAGUCUCAGAAGCCGAGUUCCUGACCAAGACAGCUCAUUCCUCUUCUGAGGAGUUUGAAAUCUUUAAGAAGCUCUUGGCCCGGGAGGAGGAAGAGGAGUAUGAGGAUUCAGCGUCUGAAGAUGAAAAUUCAGAUUCGGAAGAUGAGGAAGAAUCUUUUGAAAGAACAGACUUAGAAAACUGAAGGUUGGAAAGCUGGGGAAGACUGUUCAAACUUUAUGGUUGUGGGCAGGAAACGUGCCUACCAAUUCUGUUCUCAGGUGUUUAGUUCAGUGCUCUGCACACAGUAAGCACUCAAUAAAUGCCAGUGAUGAUGAUGAUUGAAAGCUUGUGGAAGUCUGUCAAUGAGAUCUUAAAACUUUCUAUUUUUGUAUGAACCUACUCCCUGGAGCAAUCAGGAAGAUACCGAAUUGAGUGGAGAAUACUCAAUGGGACAGUAGAGUUAGUCUAGUCUAUUCAAUCAAUAUUUAGAAUAGAUUCAUAGCCGAGAAUGGACACGAGCAGAAGUGAGCCUAAUUUUCCAGAUUCAGAUAUUAAUUUCCUACAUUACAGUUGGUCGAAAACCCUCCACAACUUUUCCUUUUUUCACCCUUUUAAUGGUGAAGUUAUGUUAAUGAUGGUUACAUUUCUGCUACAGAAAGGGGUAUGGUUCUUAUUGGAGAGAAAUUAAUUUGCUAUCAUUAUCUUUGCAAAGGAAGAGAGAAAACCAAAUAUCUGUAGUAUUGAAGUGAAAUUGGAAUGACUUAUACCAUAUCUGAUUUGUAUAACAGGCUUCUUCCAAAUGCUGCUUGAGUUCUUAAUCUAAACAUGUCUGCUUUCUUCACCCAUCCACUGAUAUAAUCAAAUAAAAUUGGUUAGGGACAGGUAGAUUAGCUUGUGGAUUACUUGUGGAUUUGAGGUCACUGGGGAUAUUAUCUUGUGAUUGAUGAUCUUGGUUAAUGUUGGAGAGCUGAGCUUAAAUUUUGUCAUUUCUCACUUCCCCGUGAACACCAAGUCAGUUCUCCAACAUCUGAUGAGCUCCCACGGGUUCUUACUGAAUUAAUCCCUAGAUGAACUUUGAGCCAGGCCUGUACUGGGCCGGACCAAUAACUCUGAGGUUACAUGUUUGGUUCUGUGGUAAAUAUGCCCAAGAGAAUUCAAAAGUCAUUUUGGUUUUCUCCGACCAAGUGGGAUUUAGAGGGAGAGAAACGAGUUCACUUUCAAGUGACUUGAGUCCAGUCUGGGGUAAUUUACCUAGUAUUGGCUCAGCCUUUGCAAUAGCUCAUAAAAAGGCUCUCUUCGGUAAAGCAUUAUUAGUAGCAUUCAUUCCUGAAGAACUGGGACAGAGCUUUUGUGUCUUAAUGUCCCCAGGUAGAAUCUCUGGGAUCAUUGCAGAUGUACUUGAUACUGUUUUGCAUUUGAUCUUUAGGAACUGUUUGGAGAUUGUAAUUCCCAAUUGCUUUUUUCUACUACGUUGGUGAUUCUGACUUCUUCGGAUAUGUGGGUUAAGCCAGGCAAAAUAGGCCAUACGUAAUCUGCUGCACUAAUCUACUGCCAAUUCAUUGUCAUUCGCUAGGUUUACCUUCCUUUUGGUUCCCAAGUGCACAUUUCAAAAAGAAAAGGGAAAAAAAAGACUUUUUUUAAUAAAUCGUAUUUUAUUUUUUAAAAAACAACCAAAUUUAAACGAGACUUUCUUUUGGUACAUGGUAUCUCUUUUGUUCAUUUGAGAGACUUUCCAACAUGUUAUUUCAUUCUUGGUAUUCAGGACUUGCUUGGCUUUGGACUCUGCAUUAAUUCUUCCCAGUGGAUUAAUUGGCUGUUCAUAUUGGUGAGGGUUUGGCAAACAGAAGAAAUUCAGCAAUAAAGCAGAAAGAUAAGUGAA
This is a messenger RNA of Ornithorhynchus anatinus (platypus), 2801 nucleotides long. RefSeq names its product mitochondrial transcription termination factor 4 (gene MTERF4). Lineage: Eukaryota; Metazoa; Chordata; Mammalia; Monotremata; Ornithorhynchidae. The transcript is spliced from 4 exons. The coding region runs from base 51 to 1124 and encodes 357 amino acids. Gene Ontology annotation, biological process: regulation of DNA-templated transcription; mitochondrial ribosome assembly. Gene Ontology annotation, cellular component: mitochondrion. The record is from RefSeq and is a predicted model, not a curated record. Gene Ontology annotation, molecular function: double-stranded DNA binding.